AUGGUUGAAUCGUUUGACGAGUAUGAUCAAAUAGCAAGAAUAUACCCAUACAGAUAUCAUUACAAUUAUAAUGGUAUUGGUGGUUCAAGACCACGUCAUCCAGAGUACAGAAACCCUAUAACUCGUCUUGAAUCAUUUGUUAAUUGGCCAAGGCCGGAUAUAGACAUCGGAAAGUUAACAGACGCUGGAUUUUUCUACGAAGGUAACGAAGAUAAAGUAGUUUGCUUCCAUUGUGACAGUGUACUUUUCAAUUGGCAGACAGAUGAUGAUCCAUUCGUUGAACAUGGUAUACAUAGCAAAAACUGCUAUUUUAUGUAUGUAAAAUGUGGUUGCGAUUUUCCUUUACGUUGUGUUUUAGAAACUAAACCACAAAUACCAAAACCAGAACUACCGAGAGUGGAUAUCGGCAGAUACAAGUGUAAAAUCUGUAGAGAAAAGGAAAUUGGUUGUAUUUUCCAUCCUUGUGAACAUACAGUGUCUUGUACGGACUGUGCAAUUGAUCUUGAUUCGUGUCCAAUUUGUAAAACUAGUAUUCGAAAAAUACUACGUUUAUCACUAGUUGAUUAA
This is a messenger RNA of Panonychus citri (citrus red mite), 567 nucleotides long. Its product is annotated as baculoviral IAP repeat-containing protein 7-like. Lineage: Eukaryota; Metazoa; Arthropoda; Arachnida; Trombidiformes; Tetranychidae. The transcript has a single exon. The record is from RefSeq and is a predicted model, not a curated record. Bases 1 to 567 code for a protein of 188 amino acids.